UGUAAAAUGGCUGACGUUCACGAUAUAAGUUUAGCUAUGUGUUUUUCUUAGUAUAUGCUGUAUUUACAAAUAUUGGAGAGCUUCGUGUGUAUAACAGUUGAGAAACUAACUAAAUGCAAAUUGUGUUUUACGGAUUUAUUAGGUUUUGGAUGCGGAUAACUGUAGAAAUCAGUUUCGUGUUGGUGAUGAGAUACCCAGCACAUGCGGGCCACGUAAUACACGGCGGCAAUCGAUUAUAGACGAGAGCAGAAGACGGCUCCAUUAGUUUGUUACCAAAACUUUAGGAGAGGAGAGAGAGACCGGCAAAAGUGGCCGGUGGCAUGAAAUCGGAUUCAAAGUCCGACGGCGGAGGUGGCGAUAUGGGAGACAGACGAGUGAGUAUCGGCGACGACGACAGGCGCGAACGAGACAGGGACCGUGACGCCAGGGACCACCGUGACUCCGGAGGAGGACUCGGCGGCCGGAGACGCGGCGAAGACAGGGGCUCGGACGGAGAUGCAUCUGGUGGUGAGGAGAGCAGCGUGUGCCGCGACUUCCUGCGUUCGAAUUGCAGGCGCGGGCGGCGCUGCCGGUAUAUCCAUCCCGAAGGGAAGGAGGGGGAAGAAGCCGACAACGGCUCCCGUCAGUUCGUCUUCUGCCGAGACUACCAGAAUUCGACCUGCCGGCGAGCAGGUUGUCGUUUUGUGCACUGUUCGCGAGAGGACGAGGCGACAUACCGAAUGACGGGUAUGCUUCCACCGCACGUGUUGGAGGCAGCUAUCAUGCAGGGCAAGACGGGCGGCUUACCUACGCUGUCACGGCCCGGGGAGGCCCCCGUGUGCCGUGAUUAUCUUAAAGGAGAGUGUCGCCGCGGACCGCAGGCCUGCCGGUUCCGUCACCUGUCUGUGCGCGAGUACCAGGAGGAGCUGGGAUACGUGAGCCAGGUGGCGGCGGCGAGCUCUCCCGCGGCGGCCGCCAUGGUCGCGGCGGCCAUGCAGCAGCAGCAGCAGCAACAGCAGCAGCAGGCGAGCACACUGCACCACCAGGCGAGUGCCACCGGGACGGCCGCUGCCGGCAACGGGACGGCGGCAGCCGCCGCUGCAGCGGCGGCGGCCGCGGCUGCCGGGGGGGUGGGGGCGAUGCAGGGCUCUGUCGCGGCUCACCCCGGCACCGUGGCCGCCAUGUCGGCGGCAGCAGCGGCUGCCGCCGCCGCGCACCACCCCGCACUCGCCGCUUACCACCACUUGGGGCAGCCGCCGCCCCCUCCGCCGUGGCAGGUGGGUGCUGUCGGCGAUAUCGCCAAUGGCACUGCGCAACACUACGCUGCCGUCGCACCCGAGCAGUACUUGAGGUUCGAUUUCCCGCCACCGAUGCAGCAGCCACCUCCGCCGCCGCCUUCACUGUGUGUCGGCUACGAGCCAGAGCCGAAGCGUAGCCGCAUGGACCACGCUGGCGCUGCUGCUGCUGCUGGCGGGGAGGCUGCCCGCAUUUAUGUGUUGGAGGAAGAGAAUGCCAUGCUCCACAAGAAGCUUGACGAUCUUAAAAAGCAGGUGCAGGACCUGACGGCGACGAACGAGUUCCUGCUGGACCAGAAUGCGCAGCUGCGCAUGGCGAGCAAGCGGCAGGUGGUGCCCGCGGUGAGCAUGACGAGCACCGUGCCCGGGGCAGGCCCCACUCUGCAGGUGCAGGCCGUGGACACUAUGGGCGCUCAGAUGCAGGUCGCGGGUGCCGCGCAGAUGGCGGCGGUGGCGGCUGUGGCGGCCGGCGCUCUGAGGUCGUCGGCGGUGCCCGUAUCGGUGGCGGGCAUGGCGGUGCCCGUGUCCUUAGCUGCCAGCAUCGGCGUGGCUCCCGUGCAGAUCCCGCAGUCGGACCGUUCUGGUAAACCCACAUCCCAUCUCUAGUACUGGUCUGGUUGAGUGGUUACAGCCCCAGAUUCUUCUUUGACAAAGGUGGUGUCGAUGGCGCAGCCGCAGCCGGCACCUCCGGCCCCCGCCGGACAGCCCGGGGCAGGUGCACAGCCGCAGCCGCCACCACCGCCGGGAGCCCCCGCCCCGCAGCCGCAGGCACCACCUCCGCCCCCGCAGACACCCGCCAUGUCGAUGGCCGCUGCCGGGGCUGCGGCGAGUGCCCCGCUGGUUUCGUACCCGAUGGUGGGGCAGGACCUGCGCCCCGUGCUGCCGACUGGCCUCUCCCACUGAGGGGGUCUACUUGACACUGUGAACUGAAAUUCCAUCACGACUCUAGUGCAAUUUUUAUGUGCUGAUUUUGUGUGUUGAUUUCUUUUUGGUUAAGAAAUCUUUUACUGAAAUUCUGAUUGGAGAUAGUCAAACCUAUGAAAUAGUUUUUCCAGUAAAUUUUGCCAAGUGUCAUUUUCCACAGAGAAAGCAAUUGGACAAAUAUUUGUACCUGGCAGUUUGCUGCGGCAACGGUUAAGGUGUCCAAAAUGUGUACAGUGAUAUAAUGUAUGCUGUGACUUUGUAUUGUGCGGUGGAUCUGAAAGCGGCUUGCUCUGAGCACUAUUUGACCCUACCUUUUACGAUUGUCGUAAAGCACGUACUCUGUCUUGUAUCUGAGUUUUCUCCGUCAUAUGUACAGUUUACUUACCUAUUUCCGUUGGCUAUUCUGUGUUUUAGUCAUUUCAGUAGCUGACUCGAAGAGCUGUAGGUAGCUGUGUAAUGACUACUGGUGUGUAUAAGUAUUUUGGUGAUUGGUCUUUUUCACGUAGAAAUCUGUUUUCUAAUUGUGAAACAACUAUUGUCAAUUAAACAGAAAAUGUAUAAUUUACUUUUAUUGAUUUUUGUAAAUACAAAUUUGGUGUGUUAUAGUUAUGGAACGUGUAAUGUGAAACUGAAUAUUGUUACAUAAAAUCAAGUUUUUGAUUUUCCAAAUAUUGCAAAAGAUUCCACCUGCAGAAAGAAUUUCUGCUCUCGAAUUUAAAAAUUUAAUCACAUGUAACUGAAUUGGACAUCAGUCCCGUACAGCUCUGCAUUGUAAGUAAAGUAGCACAAUAGCAUAACUUCCGAUGUGUUACUUUGAAUUUAAUUACAGGAAAAGAAUUUCUUGUUGUGAAUUGAAAUAUUGUCUUUUGAGCUAGGGAGCCUGGCACGAGAUUGUACAAGAUUGUGAAAUCUUUGAUGUCAGAUUUGGCAAUUACAAAAAAUGCGUAUUAUGUAUGUGAAAUAAUUACAGAAAAUGGAGCUAAGAGUAAGAAAGAUGACUAGAUGCUAAGCACUUGCGAAUUAACAUGUACAAAAGAAUAAAGACUACAAUGUUAUCAGUCCCUUCAUCUUUGUCUGGAAAGAGUGUGACUGAAUGGAAUGAGACUUAUGGACACACAGUGGUCUCACAUUAGCCUUAAAAUUCUCUCUCAAUCCCAUCUGUGGCAGCAAAUCAGUCCCAGUUUCCGAUAGAUUCUGUUAUGUUCCUAUUUGAUUCUGGAGGCUGUCAUUUUUCUGAAAAUUCAGAACUGCGCACAUAAUACAAGAAACACGUAUUCACUGAUUCUACCAGUAUUUCUGCAUUUGUUUUCUAGUUAUAUCACUGAUAGCGGUAUUCUGUUUACACUUACAUUUUUCUGCUGUGUGUUGAAUGAAAAAUGGAUGUGGCUUCACAUGAGUAUAUGCUCAGCUCACUUCCAGUACUGCAAAGUUCCAUGCUAUUAAGGAAGUUGCCAGUGAUUAAAAUUGGUAUUACCACAGAUGUUUUUGAUUUUGAAGAAUAUUUCAUAUUUGUUGUAUUUGAUUCAAUAUUUUGAGAGGUCUGUUUAAAGGAAAUGGGACCGGUUCUUAACACCGGUUAAGAACUUGCUCAUAUGAAAAACGUGUGGACGUUGUCUUUGCUGUGCGAAGUCUUGGGCUAGGCAGACAGUUUCAGGUUGUAAGUCUGCUUGUGACAGAAGCUAUGUAACUUAGUUUGUAGGUAACAUUUUUCAUAUUAUACACAGAAGAAAACUGUUCUUUCUUUUUUAAAUUUAUUUUUAACAGUGCAUCACAAACUGUUAAUUGUUCUAAUUAAUCACACCAAAAGCAGCUUUUCAGUGGUUUAGGAAAUUUAUAUGACACAGGAAGAGUCUUUUAGGUUUUUCCCACUAAGAAAUAUCAUUAAUCUGAGUGCUUCAUCGAAAGAAAUACAUUUGUUAGUGAUGUUGUCACUGUGAGGAAUUUUCCCAUGCAGCUGACACAGAGAACAGGGUUCCCAGAUUGGCAAUCUGGUUGGUUCACAGCAAGAAACAUGUACGGGAUUGAACAGGAAAGACAGUAUCAAAUUGUGUGUUUGAUGGUUUGUUGCAAUUGAUCUGUUGAUAUAUUUGAAACCUUAAAGUUCUAGAGCUAUUGCUCUUAAGAGAGUUGACUAUCUCUGUGUCACUCUGUGUACCCAUUUGCGAUCAUCAGAUGAAAGAUAGAGGAAGAGGUAUUUUGCAGUGAAAUGUAGUUGAGAGCUUUGGUGGGUUUUGUUGAAACAAAUUUUAUUUUCGUCACUGUGAAAUGAUUUUGUUGUAGAAGAACUGUUUUAUUGAAUAGUCUUUAUAAUGUACAUAAGUUUCUACAAGCACUAAUUGUGGAGUAUAUUUUAAUUUUGUACUGAUAUUGUAUUCCAUGCACUGUCCUCUGAAAUAUGUAUUAUGAUUUAACUUUUGUUGAAGUUGUGUUUUUAUUUUCAUUUGUCAUACAUAAUGGUUUUUAUUGGUCUUACAUGUAUUUGUACAUACAUUUUACAUUGUGGUUGACUAUAUUGCACACGAGAGCUGUGGAAGGUGACACAGUAUUGGACACUUUACUUUCCUUUACUGUUAUUAACUGUCUGCUACAGAAUUUUGGAAUAAGUUUUUUUCUAUUUCUUAUAAGAAAGUCUCAUUUAUACAGUGUUUUUCUCAGGUGGAACUGUUCCUUUUGUGAUCCAUUUUGUGCGUAUGCCCUCCAUCAUGUCCCAGUGCUAUUUCUGGGAUCUUAAUUUGUACAGGAAUACAGAUAUAAGAAUUUUUUUUUGAGAAUUCUCUUUUUGCUAGCUGUUUGAAUCAUCCAGUGUCAUAACUGUCAAAUUUACACAUGGCAGUAUAUAUAGGGAUUCCAUUUGAUGCUGCAAAUAAUGUUCUGUAGUUCUGUGGUUUGGCACAGUAUGUUAUGUAAAUAAUUCUUAAUAAAAAUGAAAUUGUGGUAAAAUGGUUGGAACAUAUUUGAUGUGCAGUGCAUAUUUAUUGCUCUCUCUGCAGUAUAAUUUCCCCUCCUCUUAUAGGCAUGGUUUCAUUUAGUGCCCUCUAUGUGAUAGUUUUGUAUUGUUUCUUAGAAACUGCUAGGAAAAUUUGAUAAGAGGUCAUAGAUAUAUUUUAUUGUACAUUUGUGUAUGACAAUCUCUGUAACACUUUGAAUGACUAUUAACAGAUUAACAACUGCGUGUGAUAUAACAAAAAUAUAAAUAGUAAGUAAAUGUAGAAAGUAACUGUCCAGUGAGUGUUUCAAGCACAUUUUUGGACUCUGCUGCUCUGUCUUUACUGUGUUGGUGUUACAGAAUGUCUGAAGAAAGUAGAUACCAUUUCCAAUUAAAGUGUAAUAAGAUCUUUCAACUGUAAUCAGAUCUGGAGAAGGGCGAGUGCAGUUUCCCCAGUGUCACAUUUUUUUCAAACUCUGUGUUCACAUUAAUAAAGCUAAAAGAAAAACGAAAACUGAUAAAAGAAGAUGGGGAUAGAUGUUAGGAAGGGAGGGGUGAAUAUUCAUUUGUUCUUGGUGAAAUGGAUUCUCUGUACUUGAAAAACUGAUAAUAAUAAAGUCUGUCUGUAUUCUAAAAAAUCCAGUUUUUAAAUAUGUUGUCUAUGUAAUUUCCUGUCAUCAUUUUUAUAAACGCUCAGUUAAAUACAAAAUGUAACAACUGUUGCUGCAAGCCCUUAGAAGUUAUGUAUCUUUUAAUUAUGCCAACACAGAUAAGCCUCUACGGUCUCCAGUUAUGAAAAGAGAACUAGUCUCUCUUUUUGACUGUUAAAAUAGAGGCAUGUAAUGUGAGACAUGCCACUGGAGGCAGCUCUGUCAUUAAUCUCAACAGUUCUGUUCAGAAUACUGACAGAAGAGAGAGACUUUUCAUGUAAUAAUAUUUUGUGUGUGUGUGUGUGUGUGUGUGUGUGUGUGUGUGUGUGUGUGUGUGUGUGUGUGUGUGUGUGUUUGUGUGUGUGUGUGGUUUUGCAGUAUCAGGGUUCUUAAUAAGAUUAGCUUAGAAUUAUGGAAAUUUAAAGUUAAAUAUAUGACAUUCUGGGAUGUACAUGUUUUGCUUCUUUGCUUUUCUUGUCUCAUGUGUGUUAAAAAGUAGAGAUUCAAUUAUGCAUCAUUGCUGUAACCAAGUAUAAUAAACAUAAUUUUACGUUC
This is a messenger RNA of Schistocerca serialis cubense, 6329 nucleotides long. Its product is annotated as zinc finger CCCH domain-containing protein 10-like. The transcript has 9 exons. Lineage: Eukaryota; Metazoa; Arthropoda; Insecta; Orthoptera; Acrididae. The record is from RefSeq and is a predicted model, not a curated record. Gene Ontology annotation, molecular function: metal ion binding. Bases 321 to 1880 code for a protein of 519 amino acids.